Messenger RNA from Saccharomyces cerevisiae S288C, 882 nucleotides. It is a transcript of the gene PET54, whose product is annotated as Pet54p. Gene Ontology annotation, cellular component: mitochondrial inner membrane. Bases 1 to 882 code for a protein of 293 amino acids. The record is from RefSeq and is marked reviewed. The transcript has a single exon. NCBI's taxonomy places the organism in Eukaryota, Fungi, Ascomycota, Saccharomycetes, Saccharomycetales, Saccharomycetaceae. Gene Ontology annotation, molecular function: nucleic acid binding.
AUGAAGGCUUCUAGUAAAGCUAUUAAAUUAGUACUGGACCAUCUGAAGUCCACGGGAAGAGUUCUUGGCUCCGUAGAGUCAGGAAAUUCAGCAACAAUAAGUGAGAAAACGGCAUCUGUUAAUAAGCAGCAGCAGUUGCAGGAAAAGAAACCUUCUGUCCUACAAUAUAGAAGCUACAAUCCAUAUUUAGUUAAGGAGGAUUUCCUGUCAAUUCUGCCAGAAAAUUUGUAUAAAAAGAGGGGACAAUUUACAAAUGAGCUUGACUUUCAGUUGAUGAAAGUCAGGGACCCUAAAUACUUCCAGUUCAAGGAUCAGUAUUACUUGUUUUUUAAUGAUUAUAACUCGCUUACUGAGUAUAUCAAAUUAACAAAACACUCGCGAAUAAACAAGAUCAGGGUGAAAAUGACGCCAUUGGCGCAACCCUUGCCAACCCUGUUAACAAAAUUACAAAGAUAUUCAAAAAAUCUAUAUAACGCAUUCCGAUCAUCUGAGCAAUAUUUUGAGGGACUAAACGAAAAAGUCGAUGUUAGUGGAGAGUUCACUACCAAUCAGUUACGGAGUAUCCUUGAUUCGGUGGAAGAAAUAGAAAAUAAGUCCGUAUUAGUCUGGAAUAUACCCACUAAAUUACGGUCGCACGAUAUAUUGAAUUAUUUUUGGUUUUACAACAUAAGGUCUAGCUUCAAGAUAUACUGGGAUGAUGAAAUGAAAAGAAAUCUACGAUUUAUAUCUUUCGAAAACUCGCAUGACGCCUACCGCUUUAAAAGAAACUAUCAUGGAUUAUUGGCUAAAGAGCUAUUGACCCUGUCAGAAAAGGGAGAUGCAGCUGACUAUUCGCUCGAAAUGGACGAUUCCAAAAUAUUAAUUGAACAUCUUAGUGAAUGA